AUGUCGAACGGAUCCACUUCUGCCGCCGCUGCCUCUGCCGCGUCCACGAUGGACAUUAACGACACUGCUGCCAUUCGAGCCACGCACUAUGCGCACUUUGAGCCUGGGAUGCACCGGAUGAACCACGGCUCGUUCGGCGCCCCGCCAAAGUGUGUCAUCGAUGCUCAGCUCGAGGGGUACAUGCGCUUCCUGGCCCAGCCCGACCGCAUGUACUUUGAUGAGCUCAUUGAAGGCCAAGGUCUUGACGCCGUGUGCACCGAUAUCGCGCGCUUGAUCAACUACCCAAACCACAAGGCAAUCACGCUGGUGGAGAACGCGACGACUGCGGCAGUGAUUGUCGCCGAAUCCAUCGCUCGCAAGUUCACCGCCGGCGUGUAUGCCCGAGGCGACGCCAUUCUGCUCUUCGAUACGACGUACAACGCCGUCAAGAACAUCUUCAUUGAUAUCGUGGAGCGCGUGGGCGGUCGCUUGGUCAUUCAGCCCAAUCCAUUCCCGAUUGCGAGCGACGACGAUCUUCUCCGCGCCCUGGACGCCGGUCUGGAUGCGUGUGGCUCGAGCAAGGUGCGUCUGGUGGCUCUCGACCACAUUACGUCCGUUCCCGCGUAUUUGGUCCCGGUCACGACAAUGAUUGCGCGCUGCCGUGCUCGCGGUGUCGACCAGAUUUUCGUCGACGGUGCGCAUGCCGUCGGCAACUGUCCCUCGCUGGAUUUGGAGGCCAUGGAUGCUGAUUUCUAUUGCUCCAACCUGCACAAGUGGAUGUUUGCACCACCUGGCGCAGCCUUCUUUUUUGCCAAGCCUUCGCUGCAAGCGUCGCUCCACCACCCCAUCGUUUCACACAACUACAAGCUUGGGCUUCCCCGGGAGAGCAGCUGGACGGGUACGCGCGACUACAGCGCGUAUUUGGCAGUGGCUCGCGCGAUUCAGUUCUACCUGUCGUGGAAUAAAGACGUGGAGAACGCAACGCAGUCUCCGUUCGCCAACAUGGCCAUCUAUCGACGGAAUAACGCGAUGGCAGUGCGUGCUGCCCAAAUGCUGGCAGCUGCGUUUGGAACCCAGCUGCCCACCCCGAUCUCCAUGAUGACGAGCUUGGCGAUGGUCGAACUGCCACCUGCGCUGGGAUUGCUCGACAAUGCAGCUGCUCACCGCUUGCGUUGCGACCUUCGCGACCGGCACAAGAUUGAGCUUAUUGUCUGGGUCAACGAGGCUGCUACGCCGCGUCGCUCCUUUAUUCGACUGAGUGCUCAAAUCUACAACGACUGGGCAGAGUAUGAGCUUCUUCGUGAUGUUGUUCUUGGCCUGAUUGCCAAGUGA
Molecule: messenger RNA, 1311 nt
Organism: Capsaspora owczarzaki ATCC 30864
Lineage: Eukaryota; Filasterea; Ministeriida; Capsasporidae
Exons: 2
Coding region: 1-1311 (436 amino acids)
Source: RefSeq, a predicted model, not a curated record